Messenger RNA from Aplysia californica (California sea hare), 216 nucleotides. Its product is annotated as leucine-rich repeat-containing protein 38-like. Gene Ontology annotation, molecular function: protein binding. The record is from RefSeq and is a predicted model, not a curated record. Lineage: Eukaryota; Metazoa; Mollusca; Gastropoda; Aplysiida; Aplysiidae.
CAUUAUCAAACACUCACACGUGAAGACUAUCGCGACUGGAACCUUUCGAGGAUGUUUUCACCUGAAAAGAGUGGAGCUGAAUUCCAACCAGUUUGAGAGAUUUUCGUCCAAGAUCUUCGACUCGCCAAAUUCGAUCACUGAACUAAACUUGAUGUCUAACAAGCUGACAGAACUCAGGAAAGGGGAUCUGGACGGCCUUGGGCAUUUGCGUCAGUU